GCCAAGGAAAAGGAGCUGCUGCAGGGCCUGCAGGCGACCGCCUUCACGCCCACGGCGCUGGUGGAGGACCACUGGCAUGGCAAGCUCCUGACGGAUGCAUUCAACGAGUUAUUCACGAUCAAGAAGAAACAACAUUUUGUAGUGGGUGUGGUCAGUCACUAUCCUGAUGGACUUCUGGGCUAUCAGCUCCCUGAGGGUGCUACGGCCACUGUGGUCUUGAACAGGCAGCUUGACGGAUCAGUUCCAAUUCGUGCACCAGCGCUGGACUCGAAGGCAGUCCCGCGGGUGACGCCCCUCUGUGUACGACAGUUUGGCGCCACGACUCCCCAUCUCAAGUGGGAGCCUCAGGCAGGGAAGGCCCUGCCGACGGCACAGGCUACGAAGGUGCUCCGCUUGGCUUGUUUCCAGGACCUCGUCAACUCGGCCGCUUGGAAGAAGCACAGUUCCAACUUCAAAGUUGCAGCAACGGAUUGGCUACGUACGCUUCACCUACCUCAG
Prorocentrum cordatum is the source of this 498-nucleotide messenger RNA. The record is from the annotation of a GenBank genome assembly. Lineage: Eukaryota; Dinophyceae; Prorocentrales; Prorocentraceae.